AUGGCUAGAAAUCGAUUUCAAGCCAUACUGCAGUUUCUCCAUUGCAAUGAUAACACAACGGCAGCAGAACCUGGGGAAAUUGGGUAUGAUCCACUUCACAAAAUUUCUCCAAUCAUUGAGUUUUUCAACGAAACCUUCAGCCGAAAUUACAAGCUUAACCGGGAAGUUUGUGUAGAUAAAAGAAUAGUAGGUUUUAAAGGAAGGCAUCAUCUCAAACAAUACAUCUCAAAUAAGAAGGCACACAGAUGGGGGAUCAAACUUUGGGUGCUGUCCGACUCCACUUCUGGGUACACUCAUCACAUUAACGUAUACAAAGGCAGGAGAAAUGAGCGACGCAGUCCGAACGGACAAGGUUAUCAGGCAGUAAUGGACUUGAUGGAACCCUAUUUCUACAAAGAGCAUCAUGUCACUUUCGACAGUUUUUUCACCAGACCCAGACUGGUAUACGAUCUCUUGGACAAGAACACCCAUAGUACAGGAACAGUUAUCAAGUCUCGAAAGGAUAUGCCUUCCAGUUUUAAGAACCCAGCAAUGCAGAGAGGAGAUAUGAAUGUUAAGACACGUGCUGGAGUGAUGGCUCUACAGUGGGCGGACAGGAGAGUAAUCCGAGAGUUGUAUCUUUGUUGA
Molecule: messenger RNA, 627 nt
Organism: Saccostrea cuccullata (small rock oyster)
Lineage: Eukaryota; Metazoa; Mollusca; Bivalvia; Ostreida; Ostreidae
Product: piggyBac transposable element-derived protein 3-like
Exons: 3
Coding region: 1-627 (208 amino acids)
Source: RefSeq, a predicted model, not a curated record